CAGCACCCCACUACAAAUUGGCAGGCGGGAGUAGCGCUCUGUCAGUAAGUCCAAGGACACUACACGUGGCUACAGUGGACUUAAAAGCUUGGGCUCGAAGGCAAGAGGAAUAUAUGACUAUCUAACCGUAGAACUUUACUUUGGAGUCACACGCCACAGUUUAGAUAUGACAAACAUCUCCUUUUCCAUGCCAAUGAGCGAACCAGGCUUUCAGCGCAAGCUUGGGACCGUUUGCAUCUUUGGGACGGGUGACUUUGGGCGGUCUCUGGGGCUGCGGCUGCUGCAGGCUGGGUACGGGGUGGUUUUCGGGAGCCGGAACCCCAAGAACUCCAGCCUUCUGCCCAAAGGCGCCCAGGUGAUGAGCCACGAGGAGGCGGCCCAGACCUCCAGGAUCAUCUUCGUGGCUGUGCACCGGGAGAACUAUGACUUCCUCCAACAGGCAGGGGGAGAGAUGCUGGCGGGGAAGGUCCUGGUGGACGUUAGCAACAACCUGAGGCGGAACCAGUACCCCGAGUCCAACGCAGAGCACCUGAGCAAGCUGGUUCCCGCCGCUUCCGUGGUCAAAGCGUUCAACACAGUCUCCGCGUGGGCGUUGCAGUCUGGCGGGCUGGAUGCAAACCGGCAGGUGUUAAUCUGUGGAGAUAACAGCGAGGCCAAGCAGAUGGUGGUGGACAUCGCGCGCAGCCUUGGCCUCACCGCGCUGGACAAAGGAUCGCUCAGGGCGGCCGGGGAGAUUGAAGACUACCCCCUGCAGCUCUUCCCUCUGUGGAGGCUCCCCAUCGCCCUGGCCACCGGCCUCACAGCCUUCAUAUUCUUCUACGUGCUCACCCUUGAUGUCAUCUACGCCGCCGUCAUCGAUGGGGAGGACAUCUCCUUCCGGAUCAUGGUUUCCCUGGCCAACAAGGUGUUCCCGAUUGUCUCGCUGAUCAUGCUGGCGCUGUGCUACCUUCCUGGGGUGAUGGCGGGAUUUCUGCAGCUCUACAACGGCACCAAGUACCGCCGUUUCCCCGACUGGUUGGACAGGUGGAUGCUGUGUCGUAAGCAGCUGGGCCUGAUUGCCCUGGCUCUCGCCUCCCUCCACGUCCUCUACACUUUAAUCAUUCCCUUCAGGUACUAUGUCAGGUACCGGGUCAACAUCUGGACCGCUGCUCAGAUCAAACAAAACAAAACAGGCACAUUCGACACCACCAUGGCCUGGCGCACUGACUCGUAUUACUCAGUGGGGAUCCUGGGAUUUGGCCUCUACGUCCUGUUGGGAAUAACCUCUUUGCCCUCCGUCAGCAACACCAUUAACUGGCGGGAAUUCCGAUUCAUACAGUCCAAACUGGGCCACCUAACUCUGUUCCUGUGCACGUUGCACACCUUCCUCUACGGCUGGGACAAGUUCCUGAGACCCUCCGCGUACAAGUGGUACCUUCCUCCCGGAUACAUGCUGUCGCUGGUCGUCCCCUGCGUCGUCCUGGUCCUCAAGUUUGUGCUCAUCACUCCCUGUGUGGACAGAGCAGUUACCAGGAUUCGGCAGGGCUGGGAGAGGAAGCCUGCAGGGUCGCUGGCUAACGGUGAUCCCAAAGGCAGGCGACUGCUCGUACUUUAGACCCUAAAAAAUGCUGCUCCUGUCUGGACAUUCCAAUGUACUGUGCACCCCUGCAAACACCCGCUUUUAUGAACUAAAACAGUGGUAUCCACUUACCUUAUAUAGGGUCAAGAUGUAGGGCAACAUUCUGUAUUUAGCACAGGCAAAUAUAUCUGUCUCUUAAGCAGGUCUGAGUAACUGAGAUAUGACUAACGCAAUAUGAAAAAAACUACUUUUGCAUUAAAAAUAUGAAUAAAGAAAUAAAAUCUGCCUAUUCCGCCUAUUCACAAUAACCUGCAAGUGAGAGGACCUCCAAUUGACAACCAACGUUCUGCAAGUAUUUUGCUUCCAAACAGACUAUAGCGAGAGCUGUUAUUUUUUCCAUUUCAGUUUUAUAUUUGACGAAGCCUGUAAAAUACAAAAAUAUUCAAUUUCAUAUCCUAUAAAUAUAUCUCUGUCCACUUCUAUAGAGCGAUAUAUAUUUUAACAUUAUAAAUGUUAUAUAUUUUGUAUAUACUUGCAAAUUACAUUUCUAAAAAAUCUAAAAAGGGUCCAAGGACAUGCAAUGUUGCAUGCCCAAACCUUACCUUUUUGUCUUUGUAAAUGUAUUAAAGGGUAAGCAAUUAAAAAAGAGUAAGAAAGUAUUAAUAUGCCAAUACAAACAUUUUUUCACCCAGUCUUUCUGCUUAGCAGAAAAUGAACAUAUUACAUAGUGGGAUGACAGCCGAAAUGGCAGCACAUCCCAUCUGCCAAGUUACAAGUUGGCAAAGCAUACCCCAUUUAUCAUAUUCACUCAAUGUGGUUUUAUAUGGGCUAGAUUUCAUAAGGCAUUGCAUGUGCAAAACAGAGGGUUAGGCCUCACAAGGGAAAGGUACUAACAAGUACUCUAGCUGGUCAAGUUCUCUAUCAAAAAUAUUUCUCUGGCAUAAUGUUUGAGCGUAUCUUGUCUCAUGGUAGUGACAUAAUGAACUCAAUCAAACCAAUUAGCUUUAAAUCAUUUCACAUUAUACAUUAUAUGUAUGUAUAUUUGAUAAUAGAUUGUAUGAUGUUUCAGAUUGUAAUAAAGUUCUUACAAACGAUGGAAUUUGUAUUCUUUAUGCAUGGCACAAAGCACCUAUGAAUCUCAAGUCCAAAAAGUUCAAUAGUGAUGUGCCUUUAAUAUAAUCAUUUUAUGUCACAUGGGUGUUGUGAUUGUAGAAUAAAUUGAAGUCUAUGCUG
This is a messenger RNA of Anguilla anguilla (European eel), 2791 nucleotides long. RefSeq names its product STEAP family member 4 (gene steap4). Gene Ontology annotation, molecular function: cupric reductase (NADH) activity; ferric-chelate reductase (NADPH) activity. NCBI's taxonomy places the organism in Eukaryota, Metazoa, Chordata, Actinopteri, Anguilliformes, Anguillidae. Gene Ontology annotation, biological process: copper ion import. The record is from RefSeq and is a predicted model, not a curated record. Gene Ontology annotation, cellular component: endosome; plasma membrane. Bases 167 to 1594 code for a protein of 475 amino acids. The transcript is spliced from 5 exons.